GUUAAUAUCUCCGUAUGAAGUUACUACCUUCAUUCCAACAAAACAGACUUCUACCAUGGAUGAUGUUAAGGUGAUGUGCAUGAAAGACCCCAACUACAAUUUAACCAUCAAAGAUGGCAGGGUGGUUUUUGCUCGCGCUUCUUCAAAUGCAUGUCAGCACUGGUGCAAGCAUGAGGAAUAUGCCAAGGGAAAGGUGGACAAAUAUGGCCGCAAAGCAUUUGCUCUUGUUAAUAAUGGUACUGGUCAGGCCCUGAAACAUUAUGCAGACGGUAAACAUGUGGAGCUGGUGGACUUCGAUCCCAGUGAUUUGGACGAGUCUCUACUUUGGACGGAUGGAUCUUCGUGGGGCAAAGGUUAUAGUCCUAUCUGGAUGAUUAACAAUGUUAAUAUGAAUUUGCAAGCUAAAGAUGGGGUUGUCCAUAGUGGCUCUACAGUUCAGAUAGCGAAUUGGAAUGGUGGUGGACCUAACCAGCUCUGGAAAAUUGUCCCCUAUUGAGGAGGAAGUCGCUAUGAUAUUGCCAAUAGCCAUCUAUCUACAUAUAUGGAUAUGUGUAUGUAUGUAUGUAUGUAUA
Messenger RNA from Tripterygium wilfordii, 572 nucleotides. Its product is annotated as ricin B-like lectin EULS3. Bases 56 to 496 code for a protein of 146 amino acids. The record is from RefSeq and is a predicted model, not a curated record. NCBI's taxonomy places the organism in Eukaryota, Viridiplantae, Streptophyta, Magnoliopsida, Celastrales, Celastraceae. The transcript has 4 exons.